Molecule: messenger RNA, 1798 nt
Organism: Carassius carassius (crucian carp)
Lineage: Eukaryota; Metazoa; Chordata; Actinopteri; Cypriniformes; Cyprinidae
Product: homeobox protein Hox-C9a
Exons: 2
Coding region: 422-1231 (269 amino acids)
Biological process (GO): regulation of transcription by RNA polymerase II; embryonic skeletal system morphogenesis; DNA-templated transcription
Cellular component (GO): nucleus
Molecular function (GO): DNA-binding transcription factor activity, RNA polymerase II-specific; RNA polymerase II cis-regulatory region sequence-specific DNA binding
Source: RefSeq, a predicted model, not a curated record
GCCACAGCACAGUAGCAUUCUCUCGACAGAGAUUGAUUACACCAACAAAUAGUGCCCUUUUUAGGAUCGUUAACACACACACUCUGCUGCUUCGUAAGGCUACAAGUAACUAUUUACCUUAAUUAGUCGCAUCACAAUAUACUAGAAACACACCAUCUUCAUAUAUUAAGGCUCGAACACCCCCCCUUCCAAAAAAAGAGAGACAACAUUAGUAUUAAGCAACCUACUGCAAGCUCGAAGUGCAUUGCUGUUCCAGGAGAACGCGCGCAUUGAUCUGCUGUGCAGUUUUUCAGGGGGUAAAUGCAAUCACGUGUUCCACUGGCGUCCAAUCCCAGCUGGGGAAGCUUUCUGAAAUAAUUACCUGUCUUGAUUGUUCUACGGUCAGAUAAAAAAGUACACAUACACUCCAUAUAAUAAUCGGAUGCAUGUAAAAGAGAAGGGAAACAUCGCCAUGUCGGCUACGGGUCCCAUAAGUAAUUAUUAUGUGGAUUCCUUGAUCAACCAUGAGAGCGAGGAUGUUCUAGCGAGUCGUUUCACAGCCACUGGUCCGAUAUCCUCCAGCUCACGCCCGACGCCCCUGGUCCCGGAAUGCGCGGAUUACCCGUCUUGCAGCUUUGCCCCGAAACCACCAGUCUUUACUACCUCAUGGGCCCCUGUUCACUCCCAGUCGUCAGUGGUUUACCAUCCAUACACUCACCAACCUCACCUAGGCACAGACUCAAGGUACGUUCGCUCUUGGCUGGAGCCUAUCCCCGGUACCGUGUCUUUUCCAGGAUACGCAGGGAACAGCAGGCACUACGGGCUGAAGCCCGACACCUUCCAGGAUCCCCGUGCUGGAGACUGUUUGAGCUCGAACGGACGCACUUACACGGAUUAUCUUUACUGCUCUGCCGUCGACAUUCGGGAAAAGCAGCAGAACACACCAUCGCCUGAGACGGAGAGUCUGUCUUCCGGGAAGCACAAAGACAAGGCUGAAUUAGACCCGAAUAAUCCUGUGGCAAACUGGAUCCAUGCGCGCUCUACUCGAAAGAAGCGUUGUCCAUACACCAAGUAUCAAACUCUCGAACUCGAAAAGGAAUUUUUAUUCAAUAUGUACCUCACAAGAGACCGGCGAUAUGAGGUAGCAAGGGUCCUGAACCUGACGGAGCGACAAGUCAAAAUCUGGUUCCAGAACCGACGGAUGAAGAUGAAGAAAAUGAACAAAGAAAAAAACGACAGUAAAGAAAAAUAGAUCAAAAGUCACUCAUCAGAAAAAGACUGAAGGAAAAUCAUCAUUUAGUAUCGUUAUGAGUCUUAACAUUUGCACCUCCGGCCCACAAAACGAACAGAGAAAAUAAAAAGGCUAUCCUAUAUAGAUGUCCUUCAAAACGUGAUGAUAUAAGUAUGAUUUAAUGUAAGUGUAAUUUUACCAUCCUGACGUAAGUCAUAUUAAUACCAUACGCAGUUUGGAUUUACAUAACAUUUCUUUACUCACAAAUACAAAAAAGUGGACUCUGCAGAGAGGCUGCCCCGACGUUUCAGAGAGAAAAUACUUGAACUACUUUAUUUUCAAAUUCCUAAUUUAUGCUCUUUACGUGGUUGUUUCUUUUCUAUGCUUCCAUUAUUUGUAGGAGGUUUGAAAGCCGAAUAUUUUAUAAAGGGUAACAAUUCUGUAGUUAAACAAAAUAUACGUGUUUGCGUCGAUGUGCUUAGUUUGUUUCUGAUGUACCUGUUUGUGUAUUUUACAUUCUUUAAAAUGUAAAUAAGUUUCAUCAUAGAUUGUAGAUAUAUCCAAAUAUAUACAACCAUGUUAAUAUGA